This is a messenger RNA of Saccoglossus kowalevskii, 3932 nucleotides long. RefSeq lists its product as uncharacterized. Gene Ontology annotation, biological process: microtubule cytoskeleton organization. NCBI's taxonomy places the organism in Eukaryota, Metazoa, Hemichordata, Enteropneusta, Harrimaniidae. Gene Ontology annotation, cellular component: microtubule cytoskeleton. The record is from RefSeq and is a predicted model, not a curated record.
CCAGAAAAGGUGGCAAGCAAACCAGCUCAAGAAAAAGUACAAGAUAAACCCAAGACGCCAGGCAAAACUAUUUAUAAAGAUGAAGAAGCGGCUAAAGCUGCACUUGCAGAGAGACGUAGACUAGUGAAAGAACAAGCAGAGAGAGAAGCUGAAGCAGAAAGACUGAGACAAGAAGAAUUAAGGCGUCAAGAAGAAGAAAGAAUACGACAAGAAGAGGAAGAGCAGAGAAGAUUGGAGGAGGAAGCUAUAAGAUUAGCAGAGGAACAUAGAAAGGCAGAAGAAGAAAGGCUACAAAAGGCUAUAGAAGAAAAGGAGAGACGCGAUAGAGAAGAAAAGGAAAGAGCUGAAGAAGAAGCAAGACAGAAAGAGGAAGCUGAGAGGAAAGCCAAAGAGGAAGCAGAGAAACGUCAGAAGGAAAUGGAAGAAAAAUUAAAACGUGAGGAAGAAGAAAGAGAAGCCAGAAGAAAGCGUAUUGAACAAAUCAUGAAAAGAACACGACGAGGUGGGGCCAAGACAGAAGAAGAUGAAAAGAAAGACAGUGAGACUAAAAAUACUGAAAAGAAACACGAAAUCAGCAAGAAAGUUGAUUCUGAGCAAACCUCAGAGGAAUCUGAUAAAACAUCAGAACAGCCACCAAACACUAAAAAUAAUGUCUCUGAACAGAAAGAGGAGGAAAGCAAACAAGAAGAAAAUGAGAAAACUACAACAGUAGAGAAUGGUGAAAAUGAGCAACCCUCGUCAGAUUUAGAAACUUCAAAAACUUUGACGACGCCAGAUGACCAAGUGCUAAUUGAUUUCACUAAGAAGGAAAAGACAGAAGAUGAAGAAGAUGAAAAAGACAUAGAUACCACAGAGAAUGGUGGACAUGUUUCUAGUGCAAUAGUUGAGUCUGGAGAUGACAGUGUAAAAACAGUGCCUGUUAUAAAUGAAACUGUGUCUGAAGAAGUGAUUAACACAGUUGAGAAUUAUACUCAGUCCAAUGCUGGUGGAGAUGUGUCAUUGCUGGGCGAUGAACCUCUUUUAGGUGAUGCUGGAUCACAGGAUUAUGCUACUAAUGAUGGUCAUGGUGAUUGGCAGGCAGAUAUUAAGAUGACCACAAAUGGUGAUGCAGGUGCCGUUACUAUAGAUACUAGUCUUCAAGAUGUCUCUUCAGAGAGGGUCGAGCUUGAUGGUUCCAUGACUACUACUACUACUACUAUUACAACUACAGAAAAAUUACAGCAGCCAUUUACUUCAUCUGAUUCAUUUAAUUCAAAUUAUGUAGAUAAAAAUAGUGAGCAGCUAAUAGAAAAUACUAUUACUACUACUACUACUACAGUUACUAGAGAGGAUAGUACAGAAACGUUCUAAACCACUCCAUCAUCACUACUUAGAUUGCCGAAGAAGUAGUCAAUCUCAUCGUAAAUUACCAGAUCUUAGUCAGUGUGUCGUAAAACAUUCUACCAAAAAUUUCAAAGAUAUGUGUCAUAAAUCUGAUUCUGUUUUCAUAAGAACUCUUACUUUGCCAUUGGAUGAAGAAGAGUCAAUGUGGAGGGACGUCGAAAUAGUUAUGAGAGAGAGAAAAUAUGAUAUUGAAAGUAAUCUUGGAAUUGCAGAAGAAGAUGAUGAUUCCGAUGGAGAUGAAGGACAGUUGUGGAGAUUUAUUCAGAAUGAGUCAGUGUCUGAUGAUGCAGAUUUAGUGUAAAAAAAGUAUCACAGCUUUAUGUGUUUGAUGUCCAUUAUAGUACCUUGCACAUGUUUAUCCAGCCACCCCUCUUACAGAAUGAAUUCUCCUUAAAACAAGGGAUUUCUUGGUGUUGCUGUAGUUUUCAAAUAAAUACAUCAUAGGUAGACUGUAUAAUUAAGUAAAUUUCCUUGAAAAGCAUAAAGUGUGUGAGCUGCCUGCAGCUAAAAUAUUGAAAAAAGUGACUUUUUAAGGCAACUCAAGAUAUUAGGUAUUUAUAAGUAAGAUUUAGUUUUUAAAAUUCGGUUGAAUCAACUGAUAGUGGGAAUUACAACUUGUGCUAAAAUUGAUAAUGAUUUUUUUUUUUUCACCUGAAAUGAACUGAGAAAAUGUGCAUGGCCAUAAAUUGAAUAAGAGUAUUCUUAAAAAUUUUCACUGACAGUCUAUUUUACUAAAUUUGCUGUUUCAUUUGUUGAAAUUUGCAACAUUUUGUUUUUUCUUGAAUUUAUUGAUGGGAACGAGUAACGAAUUUUGGGGAGACUAGAUUCAAAAAAUGUCUGAUAUUCCAAAAAUCUGUAAUUUUACACUUCUUGUUGUAUGUGAUGCUUGCUUACUGCGUGUUGAUAGAAUGACAUCAUUGCUUAUUUGUACAUAGCUUAAUUAUCGAGUGAUGGCGCCAUCUAUGUUAGUUUUAUUUUACAUAUUAUUUGUAUGAAUAUUGCAUCCAGGUGAUAGAAGGGAGGUCCUAUUUGGUCAAGCUACAAUCAGGAAAUCUUGCCAUACCGUACUAGCUGCCACUAUGCAGUUGUUUUCCAAUGCAUAAAACUGACUAAACAGUCACUCAUUCCUCGUUCACCCCCCCCCCACCACCACCCCCCCCCCCACCACACACACAUGCAUAACUACCUUGAUUAACUGCAAAGUAGUUGUAUCGUUGGAAUCGUUGUAAGGCAUCAACCAUGUGACACCAUUUUUUUUUGCAUUUUUUUUUGUGAAACAGAAAUAUUAUUUCUGUAAAUAUUAAUAGCCUGUUUGAUCUGAUUUUUUUUACUAGGUACUUGAAAAUGAAGAAACAUUUCAGCUUUCUCUUCCAGACAGCAUGAAUGAAUUUGAAAUUUAAACCAUGUUUUUUUUUAAAUUUAUAUUUAGAUUUAAAGUAGAUUCAUUUCUAGUUCAUGAAAAUAAGAUUGAUAUCACAGUACACAUUAAGGGGUUAAAUUAAAAGAAAAUUUAGUUUCUUUUGAAAAUGUUUGCAGUUACUUCCCCUCCCCUUCCAACUUGAUAAGUCAUCUCCUGUUUUGCUGUACAAGUUUAUACUAUGAAAGAACUUUAGUACCCAGUGCAAUAUUUUAUAUACAAAUCUGCUAAAAUUUGUUGCUGUUGCAGAACAACCAAAGCAUCAUAUUGAAGAAUACAUUCACUAACACAAUAGACUGAUGCUAUAGUGUAUUUUGCCACCAGACAAUCUAUUCAAAUCAUGAUUUCUAGUCUCUCACAAAGCAUUAGCAUUUUUGCAUAAAGUCUGUUACAAGAAUACUGGAAUUCUACAAUAUAUAUAUAUCUAUAUAUAUAUACACACACACACACACACGCACACACGCACACAUGCAUAUAGGGGAAGCUACAGUUGGUGCUUAUAAAGGGUCUUAGCUUAUUUGAUCUUAUAUCAGAAUUCAUGAUUGUCCAGCCAAAAUGGAGAGUUCUGAACAGAUAUUUAAACAAUACACUAUUGAAAUUAUGCGUAGGCAGUAUAAUUGCUAAUUCCACUAAAGUGGCAUCUGUCAACUACCAUAGACUAGUCCAAGCUGAUAUGCUUUUCUGGGUAGGCUGAAUGUGAAAUUGAUGUACUCAUUGAGGGCGACAGGCGCCCUGUUUUUGCUAAUUUACAUAACAGUAGAACUUGUUAAUUACGUAUUGUAUUCAUUUAUUUUAUAAUGGUCUGAGAGAACUAUUGUUGAGCUUGUCAAGGCAAGUAGGCUGGGUGGCAUACUGUGUCCUAUUGAUCAGCAAUUGAAUUUUUCAGCUGCCAACUCUUAUUUUUACUUCAGCCCAACAACAAAUGCUAGAUUUCAUUAAAGUGUUUCAUUGAUGUUAAAUAGGUACAUUCACUUUCACCAGAUUUUUUUUUUUGUAAUUGUCAAUACUUUGUUAAAGCUGUUGCCAUGGUACAAAUGUUCCUGUUACAUGGGAUCUCUGCUUGUGAGAUUUUUGAACAUUGUAGCUGUGUUUUCAGCAAUAAAUUGCUUGUAAAAUAAAGGUGGAACAAAGU